Molecule: messenger RNA, 1473 nt
Organism: Theobroma umbraticum
Lineage: Eukaryota; Viridiplantae; Streptophyta; Magnoliopsida; Malvales; Malvaceae
Product: Ribosomal L28e protein family
Biological process (GO): translation
Cellular component (GO): ribosome
Molecular function (GO): structural constituent of ribosome
Source: RefSeq, a predicted model, not a curated record
GAUAAAUAAUAACAAAAUAAUACAAUAAACCAUAAAAAGUAAAAACACAUAAAAAAGUUGUGUCUACAGGUUGUUGUCUUGUAUAUUAGUAUUUUCUUUCAGGAUUCCUUUUGCAGGUUGUAUUUUUCUGCAAAGCACAAUUGCAUUGGUUAAAAAUAUAAAUAUCCUUUGUUUUCAGAACAUGGUGCUGAAUUGCUAGCCUUCUACAUCAUCAUGUUUGUGUUUCAUUAAUAAAUGUUGAUUCUGUAGCUGGGAAAAAUAAAUCAAUGGCAGUUUCAUAUCGUAUUCUUCUGUAUUUCCUUUUAUUCUUGGAUGAAAACAUCAUUGAUGAACAAACCAUUUGUGCACUUUUUAGUAGUUCAUGGUGUUUUCUGUUUUAAUUUGAAGUAAAACCCAUUUACACGUAAAUUUGGUUUUCCUUAGUCUAAGGGUUAUGGAAAAAUAAAUACAGAAUUUUACUACAAGUAAAUUACCAUCUCCAGGUAAUUUUAAAAAGGCCGGAGCACAAAAACGAAAGCGUUCCGAAUUAGGGGCGCUCCGAGAAUCGAACUCGGGACCUCUCGCACCCAAAGCGAGAAUCAUACCACUAGACCAAGCGCCCAACGAGAACUUUCCUUAUGUAACUUAUUUUACAUUUCCAAAUUCUAACCCUUCCACAUUGUUUAGGGUUCCUGACCCCGACUAUAAGACCACAACUUACGGUAUUCCCAUAGUCAAGCGACUCUAAAACCCUCUUUGUCGCCAUCGUCUCUUUCUCUGUGGCGGUAACUUCUUAGCUUUCUUUCAUUGUAAAAAUGGCGACGGUUCCAGGUCAGUUGAUUUGGGAGAUCGUGAAGAAGAACAACUGUUUCUUGGUGAAGGAGUUCGGCAGAGGCAACGCCAGCGUCCAGUUCAGUAAGGAGAGCAACAAUCUCUACAAUCUCAACUCUUACAAGCACUCUGGUCUAGCAAACAAGAAGACUGUAACUAUUCAGUCUGGAGGGAAGGAUCAGUCAGUGUUGCUUGCCACCUCAAAGACUAAGAAGCAGAACAAACCUUCAAGUUUGCUUCAUAAAUCUGUUAUGAGGAAGGAGUUUCCUAGGAUGGCUAAGGCUGUUGUCAAUCAGGUUGCAGAUAAUUACUACCGACCAGAUUUGAAGAAGGCAGCCCUUGCAAGACUUAGUGCUGUUCAUAGGAGCCUUAAGGUAGCCAAAUCUGGAGUCAAGAAGAGGAACAGGCAGGCUGUUAAGAUCCCUGGUAGGAAGUGACAUAUUUAGGGAACAUGAUAUGAUUGCAUCAGUGUUGGUUUUCUUUAGUUCCAAAGUUUCAGACGGCAAAAUUUUCACUUUAUGUUCCAGGUUGAUGUAUUGGAAGUAUUGUUACCUCUGCUAGAGAUGUUAAACCUAAAUUUGGAGAUAACUAGCUAUGAGUUUAAUUUUUGUGCAUUUGGAAAUUUCAAUUACACUAUACAUGGGUGUGCAUUUUGAAUCUUCA